Molecule: messenger RNA, 577 nt
Organism: Fusarium vanettenii 77-13-4
Lineage: Eukaryota; Fungi; Ascomycota; Sordariomycetes; Hypocreales; Nectriaceae
Exons: 3
Coding region: 68-292 (74 amino acids)
Biological process (GO): mitochondrial respiratory chain complex IV assembly
Cellular component (GO): mitochondrial inner membrane
Source: RefSeq, a predicted model, not a curated record
CAAUUUGUCCGGCUUCUACUUUCUCUGCUCUUGAUUUAUUCUCGUGUGAAUAUUUGCCAUCUCCACAAUGCCUCCCAGCCCGCAAUCGACAUACUACGAUCGCCGCCUGCGACAAGGCCCUGCCCUCGUUCGAGCUCGACGACCUUAUCUUUUCAAGAACGCCGUCACCGGUCUUGGCCUCCUGACCGUUGUCGGAGCCAUCUAUUACUAUACCCUCAACGCCGUUGGCCAGGACAACUUUGAAGAUGUCAAGGUCCCUGAUGAGCCUCGGAAACCCGCCUCUUCCAAGUAAAUUCUACAUAUGAUAGGCCGGACGCCUAGGGAAUCAUCUCUUAGAUCAACGUUGCAAAUCAAAGCAUUGGACAAGUUAAAAGGAGGAAGAACGUCAAAGCAGCUAUGCCAUUCAUGCUACCUGCCACACAGAACGCCUGUUAUAACCCCAGAGCCUUCCUGUACACCACGUUGGCGAACUCUUCUGCGCAACAUGUACGAAUAAAUGACCCAUUGUACAAUAGUUCUUGAAGCACGCGAGCCCUCGCCCGCUGCAACCAAGAUUCUGCCCCUCUCCAACCAUCAU